AUGGGACCGUACAAAGAUCAGCCAGCCUUUAACAGCGGAACCAUUCCACCAAUUCUAUUGUUUAAGAAGCCGAUAAAAAUCCACUACGAAAACAAUGCCCCCUUCGUAGUGGCUACUACCAUCGAAAGAACAAUUGAAGUAUCGCACUGGGGAAAUAUUGCUGUCGAGGAAUACAUUGAGUUAGUGCACAAGGGAGCUGAACUAAAGGGUCCUUUUUCACGACUUGAUCAUCAGAUGGAUCGUCGGGGACGUCGUCAACCUGCACUCUUACACUUUACGACGAUAUUACCAGCGUCUGCUAAAGACAUUUAUUAUCGUGAUGAAAUUGGAAAUAUUUCGACGUCAUCAGUGCGACUUCGUGCAGAUUCUGUGGAAGUCGAAAUCAAGCCCAGGAUGCGGGUACUUCCAUUAUUCCUCUUUGUGGGUCUGGCGGUUGCUGCCGAUUGGAAGGUGAUCAACGUUGAGAGAAACAUCGACAUCUCUUCACAGAUUGUGAAGGUGUCAUCACAACUAACGCUUUCAAACACUGGGUCAACAGAGGCAAAUGCUGUCGAAGUACUGAUUCCCACUGAAGAAAGCGACCACCUAGCGUACAUGGCGCUCAAGAAGGCAGUAAUAAGGGUCUACAAAGUCGAACUCUUGAACCGCGUGGCUAAGGGCGGCGAGGUCAAGCUGAAGGUCGAACAGAGGUUCACCGAAAUGCUCUCGCCUUUACCGGAAAAGAUAACGCAGAAGGAAAAUCAGUUUGUUGUAUAUAACGGCAACGCUCAUUAUGCGGCUGCGUAUCCCGUGGCUCAGGAAAAAACGACUGUCAAAAUUGCGAGUAUAUAUGGACCGUACAAAGAUCAGCCAGCCUUCAACAGCACCAUUCCACCAAUUCUAUUGAUUAAGAAGCCGAUAAAAAUUCACUACGAGAACAAUGCCCCCUUCGUAGUGGCUACGACCAUCGAAAGAACAAUUGAAGUAUCGCACUGGGGAAAUAUUGCUGUCGAGGAAUACAUUGAGUUAGUGCACAAGGGAGCUGAACUAAAGGGUCCUUUCUCACGGCUUGAUCAUCAGAUGGAUCGUCGAGGACGUCGUCAACCUGCACUUUUACACUUCACGACGAUAUUGCCUGCGUCUGCUAAGGACAUUUAUUAUCGUGAUGAAAUUGGAAAUAUUUCGACGUCAUCAGUGCGACUUCGUGCAGAUUCUGUGGAAGUCGAAAUCAAGCCCAGAUUCCCACUGUAUGGAGGAUGGCGUACUUCAUACGUUAUUGGCUACAAUGUUCCAUCCUUCGAAUAUCUUUACAACAAAGGAAAUGAGUAUGCGUUAAAGAUGCGUGUUCUUGACCACGUAUUUGAUAAUGCCGUUGUUGAGAAGCUCACCACGAAGAUCGUCCUUCCAGAGCUGGUCAAGAAGAUCAAGCUCACAACUCCAUAUACGAUGGAUCGUCGCCCAGAUGAAGUCCGCGCCACUUACCUCGAUACUACUGGUAGAACCGUUGUUGUGUUGCAGAAAGAAAAUCUUGUGCAAGAACAUAUUCAGUCAUUUACGCUUUUCUAUGAGUUUGAUUAUACGUACAUGAUUCGAGAGCCGUUGCUUGCCAGCGCAUUUUUCCUGGCCCUCUUCACUGCUGUGAUUAUUUAUAUGCGAUUCGACUUCACAAUUGUCGCAGAUCCUCUUCGUGAGGCUCGUGAACGCAUACAGGGAAAGGUGACGUCCCUGUCUCAACUUGUAGAUAAGAAAAAUCGCGUGUUUUCGCAAUUCCUUACCGCCGUCAGUCAAUACAAAACAACACGCGAUGUUUCUGCUUUGCAGGAUGGAAAGAAACAACUGGAAACAGAUCGCGCUGAUAUCAACGCCAAAUUGACCAACGCUAUUGCUACAUUCAAGGAAGAAGGACAGGAGAUAUAUGAUAAGGCACAAGAGUUGUUGCGAUACGAGAAGGCCAUUAUGGAUUCGCUUGACGGUUACAUCACCAGCGUGCAGAAGAGUCAGCAGAAGUCGGCUAGCGCUGAAGAUACACAGUUCACUCAGAAGGUGACAGAUGCGCGUACGCGAUCGGAAUCACUCCUGGCCUCUCUUUGA
Molecule: messenger RNA, 2070 nt
Organism: Ostertagia ostertagi
Lineage: Eukaryota; Metazoa; Nematoda; Chromadorea; Rhabditida; Trichostrongylidae
Source: the annotation of a GenBank genome assembly